Trichoderma breve is the source of this 591-nucleotide messenger RNA. Its product is annotated as u1 zinc finger domain-containing protein. Gene Ontology annotation, cellular component: nucleus; U1 snRNP. Gene Ontology annotation, biological process: spliceosomal snRNP assembly; mRNA 5'-splice site recognition; mRNA splicing, via spliceosome. Gene Ontology annotation, molecular function: pre-mRNA 5'-splice site binding; zinc ion binding. NCBI's taxonomy places the organism in Eukaryota, Fungi, Ascomycota, Sordariomycetes, Hypocreales, Hypocreaceae. Bases 1 to 591 code for a protein of 196 amino acids. The transcript has 6 exons. The record is from RefSeq and is a predicted model, not a curated record.
AUGCCCAAGUUCUUUUGCGACUACUGCGAUGUCUACCUCACGCACGACUCCAUGUCGGUGCGCAAGGCCCACAACAGCGGCCGAAACCACCUGCGCAACGUCGUAGACUAUUACCAGCAAAUUGGUCACGAAAAGGCCCAGUCCGUCAUUGACUCGAUUACCUCCUCGUACGCUGCCGAGGGCCAGGCCCAUGCGAACCCGAUGCUUCUUCAGAACCAACCCGGCCAGGGAUUUCCCGCCUUUGGCUUCCCCGGUGGCAUCCCUCCGCCAUUCCCCGGUAUGCCUGGAGCUCCUCCCGGCCAAUUCCCCCAAGGCCUCCCACCACCUCCCGGCGGUCGCGGCAUGCCCUCCAUGCCCCCCUUCCCUCCCGGUCCCAACGGAAUGCCUCCCAUCCCCCCCAACGGCCUCCCCUUUCCUCCACCUGGCGGCCUUCCUUUCCCGCCUCCUGGCGCACCUGGAGGUCCUGGUUUCCCGCCACCAAACUUCGCUGGUAUGCCGGGCAUGCCGGUUCCGCCGCCUGGGCAGCAUUCGUUCCCUCCGCCUGGAUUUCCUGCUGGGGGGCCGCCUGCUCCUGGACAGGAUAGGCGGUGA